AUGGUUAGAGUUGGUAGUACCAGUACUAGUAUACGCUGGGAGGAAGUCUGUAGAGAUACCACAGAUACUAGUAUGCCAAUUAAAAACAACAUUUCGAAAGUCGAAAAGCUUUUGGUAGGCGACUCUAUAACAAAACACGUGGACGUGUCGCGCAUGUUUCCUAGAAAUUCGACAAACCACAUUAGAAUACCGACAUUCAAACAAGCCUGCAAAACCAUUUCGGAAAUCACUUCUACUACUGUAGAUACUGUGAUAUACCAUCUCGGAACUAACGAUUUGAAAGAUGUGACCCCAACAGAAUGCCUGGACAGAGCUAUCGAACUUGUCAACAUAACACGAAAGCAGUUAUCAAACGCACUGGUAAUGGAGUCUGAAGUAAUCAAACGACAUGACAACAAAAUGAUAAAUAACAGGAUAGACAAAUUUAAUGAGCUACUAUCGAAAGAAGCAACUCGUCCCGACGUAUAUGUUAUAAAAUACAACCCCCUAUCGACAACACAAGAAUUCUAUGCUCGUGAUGGAAUUCAUAUCAACCCCAGAGGUACUGCUAAAUUGGUUUAUGCCAUCAAAGAGGAGAUAAGAAAAUUAGACACGAUAGAUUACCCACGAAAAAACGGGAACGGAAUUUUAGAUAGGAAAGAUCAAGUUUAUAACAACACCAGAAAUGCGAAGAGAUUCCCGAUUCCAUAUCGUAAAUUAAACAGCGAACGCGGAUCACAGCAGCGCCACCACGCAGCAAACAACAAAAUACCUCGGAAAAGUGGGAAGACUCAACACCGUGACCCAGACAAGCAGAGCUAUGGUGAUAAAGAUAAACUGUUUUUACCAGCACAGAGACAACGAAGUUCACAUUCUACAACCGGUAAAACCGAACAAAAUACUCUGGCAGAAAACAUGUUCUCCAAAUUUGUUAAAUUCAUGGAUUUCAUGAACUCCUUUUAA
Molecule: messenger RNA, 942 nt
Organism: Saccoglossus kowalevskii
Lineage: Eukaryota; Metazoa; Hemichordata; Enteropneusta; Harrimaniidae
Source: RefSeq, a predicted model, not a curated record